GUGACGUAAAUGUCGUAAUGACUACUGCUUUUCUUCAAAUAUGGAUGCGUACGCUUUGUGGUGGUGAUUAAAUAGUGACAGAGACAAAGAAUAUUUGCUCUUAUUUUAUUUGUUCUUAUUGUAACAUCGUCAAAAUAAAUUUGAUUGAUUGACAGUUAGCGAAAGUGUGCUGUUUUAAGGACCGCAUCUGUCCGUAGCCGCCGUCAUGGAAACAGAUGAGCAGGCCAGGAACCGUUUCCAGUCGGAGCUGGAGUUCGUCCAAUGUCUGGCCAACCCCAACUACCUGAACUUUUUGGCUCAAAGAGGUUACCUGAGGGAGAGACCCUUUAUUAACUACCUGAAGUACCUGCUGUACUGGAAGGAGCCCGAGUAUGCCAAGUUCCUCAAGUAUCCUCACUGCCUGCACAUGUUGGAGCUGCUGCAGUACGAGCACUUCAGGAAGGAGCUGGUCAACGCUCAGUGCGCCAAGUUCAUCGAUGAGCAGCAGCUGUUGCACUGGCAGCACUACUCCAGGAAACGCACCCGGCUGCAGCAGGCGCUGGCCGAACAGCAGCAGGCACAGCAGCGGCAGGCGCCCCCCGGGGCACCCGCUCACUGGAGGUGGGGCGAGGUCGUGUGGACCAUAGCUCCACUGACACUGGAGUGUGGAGGCUGGUACCAUAUGUGAGAGUUUAAAAAAGCCUGACCGCCACAUAGCGGCCAGGUUCUCUUCUCUUCUUUUUUUGUUUUACCUGAACACACAAAGGUUUUAGUUGGAAUUCCUUAGAUGUGCUUAUUAACGAGUUGUGACCAGAAUACUGGAAGUUUGCAAAUACUGUCCAAGACCUUUACUUGGGGCCGGUUUAAAUUAGAGACAGUGUUCUUCAGUGCAAAGACCAAAUGCCUCCCUGCUGUCUCGAUGAAUUCAGUGUAACAUCUGUUUCCACAGAACUGAUUCAUCACUACAGCAAGUAUCAUGUCAGGAGCUCCACUUUGACUCUUUCCUCAAUUCAAGCACUGUGGCACUAGGCAGCAGGUGAUCCUUUUAACAGAUGUGUUUCCACCACAGGAGCUUUUCCUAGGAAACGGGAACCCUUGAGAAGCUCAGUUUGCCAGGCUGUGCUCCAGUCAGAGGAGCCAGGGUCUACAUUAAGUUCCUGGGAGGUGGUUUUGCCCCAAAGGCGUCCAUGCUCCGGGAUAGGUGUCUGUAGGUGUUCAUGCUGGCCGCACGCUUGCUCAUUAUGUGAGUACCAACCUUGGGGAUGUUUUGCAUAGGCUUGUCAGCGCUCUCCAGUGGACAGACUGUAAUGGAGGCGCAGUGUCUGAAUGAUCUCGGACACAGCUUUAACGUUUCUCAGCUGAAUGUAGAGUCACCAUGUUUCUCAGCUCAGCAGCAGUGACGACAUCUUCCUUCUACACUUGUCAUGCAGAGCAGAUUUUACCUGACACAGAAUGACAGGGGGCAGGGGAAAGCAUCUGGACUUGUACUGAAACACAAACAUGUCACUCGCUGAUCAUAGAAUUGGAUUCCAAAGCUGAAAAUACAGACUUGUAAGAUGGUCAGAAAUUGUGUUUGAAAUGUACAUGCUGUGAAGAGCAAUGACGCGACUGCAGCAUAGCAAAACCCAGGAUGGAUAUGGGUCCAGAAAUGUCUCCAUCACAAAAGUCGAUUAAGCCGUGUCCAGAAGUCAAAGCUCUAAGGAAACGUCCUGACCGACUGGAGGAGCUCUACUGCUGCUGCAGUAUUUCUCCUGCAGGAGACAGUUCACAGUGUAUUAAAUAAAUAAUUGUUUUAGUCACUUUUUAGGCAAUGUGAAUGAUUUGCUGUUUUCAUUGUCAUGUGACAGUAAACUGAAUAUCUUUGGCUUUUGGUUGAAUAAAAUCACAGGUCUGGAUAAAACUGAAUGAUGGAAAUAAUAUGCACUUUUCACUAUAUUAUUACACUUUUAAGACAGUUAUUGAUAAGUUAAUUGGAAAAAAAUAUGCAGCAGUUUCAUCCAUGAAAAUAAUUACUGGUUUCAGCCCUAAAUAAAAUGUUUGUGUAAAUGCUAAAUAAUUACACUUAUUUAGUAGUUCAAAUAAUCAUACAUGUUUAUAUUCCAGCCUUUGUAUUUAUUGAAUAACUUGCAUUUUAAUGGAUGUGUCUGUAAUAUCAAUAUAUGUGGAUCAUUGUUAUUUUUAAUGAUUUGUUUUGUAAAAAUGUUCCUUUUCCUUUCACUCAGCCUUUUACUUGAGUGAAAAUAGAAAUGCCACAUGGAAAAUAGUUAGAACGUCCUGCAUCCAACAUUUUAAUUAAGUAAAAGUAGAGAAGUAUUUGCAUCAAGUUAUACAGCUGAUGUUAACCGACUUAUAAUUUGAAGUGCCUGAUAUCCUUCUGAGUAGUUUAAUUAGUAUUGACGACUCAUACUUUUUAGUGAAGUACUUAUUUCCACCACUGUCUAGUAAUAAUUGUCCCCAGUAUAGUUUUUUUUUUUUUUUAUCCACAACAAAUUCAUUAACUGUGAUGAAGCAUAAGACCGUCUUUGUGCAGUUUUUGCUCAUAUAGUUUAGUAUUAGAGCUUUUAUUGUGAAGGACGCGUAUCGGAAGUUGAGCCGUUGACCUUUCUCUUCACGUCCGUCGUCGCGUUAUCGCUGUAGCGCCGUAUUAACGACAAUCGGCCCCCCUUCCAAGUGUGGCUCUCGCCGAUUCACUCCCAGCGUUUCCUGUAUAUUUAUAUUCUAACGUUCGGGAUCCCGGACUUGUCUCGAAAAAGUGUCCCCCCGUCAAGAGGUGAACCCCCUGUUAAAAGCUCGGUUUCACGUAACGGCCCCUCAGCGCUUGUUAGGAUACUGUUACCGGAACCAGUAAAAAAAAAAA
This is a messenger RNA of Monopterus albus (swamp eel), 2836 nucleotides long. It is a transcript of the gene med31, whose product is annotated as mediator complex subunit 31. Gene Ontology annotation, cellular component: mediator complex. Gene Ontology annotation, molecular function: transcription coregulator activity. The record is from RefSeq and is a predicted model, not a curated record. Lineage: Eukaryota; Metazoa; Chordata; Actinopteri; Synbranchiformes; Synbranchidae. The coding region runs from base 206 to 667 and encodes 153 amino acids. The transcript is spliced from 4 exons. Gene Ontology annotation, biological process: regulation of DNA-templated transcription.